Cimex lectularius (bed bug) is the source of this 542-nucleotide messenger RNA. RefSeq lists its product as uncharacterized. The transcript is spliced from 3 exons. NCBI's taxonomy places the organism in Eukaryota, Metazoa, Arthropoda, Insecta, Hemiptera, Cimicidae. The record is from RefSeq and is a predicted model, not a curated record. The coding region runs from base 121 to 492 and encodes 123 amino acids.
GUUUUUAUUGAUUAAUAACACAUGUGAAAUAAAUUUUAUUAGGAACGUAAAUGUUCAUUUUCCCACAUUACCACCUUUGCCGUUUGUUAGGCAAUAGUUUUCGGCAUUAUAACUGGAAAAAUGGAAGUUCAACAAUAUGAAGGGGGUCAGAAAAAAUCUUGCAGUACGGUCGAGAUGUAUGAUGAAGACUACUACACCCUGAAGCUGCGGGACAUGGCCAAGGGGUUCGGCUGGAAGAACCCUCAGUACAACAUCAAACCGGAGAAGAACCCCAGGCAGCUUUGUGUCCACGGAUGCGAGGUGACGGUAUACACGACCUCAGCCCUGACAGGUGAAGAGUAUAAAGAAAUCAGAAAAUUUCCCAACUUAAAGAGCAAGUACGAAUUUGACACGGGAAAACAUAAAUUUCUCAUACCUUACGAAGCGAUGGAUUACGUGGCCAAGGUGGCUUACUACACAUUGAGAGAACUUACCGGAGGCGGGGAAGACUAGUUCCACUUUUUCAAGGCUAAUUUAAAAAUUAAACUAUCAUAUAAAUCUUU